GAGAGUUGGUAACACUGUGACAUACUCUUAUAAACAAUUAAACAGAAAGUGACGGUGUGAAAUAAUUUAUAUAAAAGUUAAACUACCCUUUAAAUUAAUUUACUCUUUGAGUUAAACCUGUCCAUAUCUAAACUAAUAAAAAUUAGAUAGGAAAUCUUUUGAGUGCCAAGAGACAACUUAGGCGCUUACAAUCCAACUGCAAUUAUUAUCAGAGACAAAUUAUGAAGCACCUGAGGGAUGUUAUUAUUUACAUUGGAUAAGUAAUAUUGAAUAUUUUUAUUCAUUUAGCUUUACUCAUUCGUAAUAGCGCUACUUACUAAAGGCUACUUAUCCGACGCGGUAGUGAUGACAUAGUCACGGAGAUAAAGCUUUAGCAAAGCUAUUAUAAAAUGACAGACGAAAUAAUAUGUCUGAGCGACACCUCUUCGGAGGACGAUGAUCCCAUCAAUAAAGUACGGGAAUUUGAUUUGUCCGUCGAUUACUUUUCGAGACACGUUAAAUGUCCCAAACUGGCUCUGGAUGACCAUUUUAGAGCCUAUAUAAAGAAAGAGAAUCUGGAGCGACGAUUCAAGCCUCUGAAAUGUAGCAGCGAACUUAUAGAAAAAGUGGUUUCAAAUUACCUUAUUGUUAAGCAGAUAUUGAGUAAUUUGCAUUGGCGAGAUAAGUUGUUGUGCAAACAUGUGUGCACAACAUGGUAUGCCGCUGUGCAGUCUCUUAGGAGAGAGCAGUUAGCACCUGUGGAUUACUCGAUGGUCUUCCCAAUGUCAUCUGUGAUUUGGGCAAAGCUGACAAUGUCUAGUGAGCUGGUAAAUGAGCCAUUGGUAGUUAUGACAUUUGUUAAUAAGGAUGGGGUACAAAGCACGAGACACUGCCCAUCGAUUCAUCCCCCCCCUUGUUCUGUUCCAUGUGAUGAAAUUCACUGCUUGCUUGAUUCAAUACACAAAUACACAAGUGCACCUAAACAAUGUGCAAAUGUAAUACAAUCUGAAUACUUCUCGUACCUGCCAGUACCAACAUCAGUGACCUACAAACUCAGCAAAACUAUGAUGGAGCGGUCCAGACCUCACUUGCUGGGCCUGUUCAUACCAGUCAUACCUGAUGUUAAGUUACAUACUAUCAUCAUAAACAAGGAAUGGAAUAUGAGAAAAUUUUAUAAAGUUGUCAAACAUAUAUCAAGGAAUAGAAUUUUUAAAGGCAUAUUAGUUUAUGUAAGUGAUAAGAACUUUCUACGAUCUGUGGGACUAGGACCGUUUUUGAACUAUUUUCAAGAACUGCAACCAGACAUACCUUUUGGUUAUGGAGGCUGUUUAAUACAGAACACAUUAUUUAAACAUAAUGGUAUCAAAAGAACGGUCCAACGCGUCGCCGAAGGGAAGGUCUACAGGAGUGGCAACAAGGUCUCCAUCAGUGUGUUCACUAUACCCAAGAACCCUCAGAGCAAUGAGUGUAACUUCAAUAUGUAUUCCCUUGUCGUUGACGUCGGGGAGAAUGAAUUGGAGGCACAGGAAACUAUUAAUGAGUUUUCCAAGAGAGUACCUCAGUUUGAAUACAGUGCAGUCAUCAAACUGUCAAGUGAACCGGAGAAUUGGUUUGAAAAAAAACCGAUUUGGGAGCAAGAUUACUUCCGUGCAGCGUUUCCGAACACCACACUCAUCGGUUGUUUUGGAAAAGGACAGUUGGGCGUUGACCACCCACCAAAACCUGACCCCUCACCAUAUCCACCAAAGAAAAAACCUUGCCCUGCACCUAGACCUCUAGAGCAGAAUUAUAAUAGAGUCUAUUCAGACUCUACUGUUUUUGUUUACAUGGGAUGGGGAAAGAUAUUGUCCAAUGGGCCUCCAUAAACUAGAGAAUUAUAGAUAAUAUUGAAAAGAACCAACUUUUAUAUUUUGUUACUAGCGGACGCCCGCGACCUCGUCCGUGUGAAACUCGGUGUAAACUUUCAACCCCUAUUUCACCCCCUUUACUACUAAUAUUUUUGGAUGUUUAGUUUUCAUUAUGUGUAAUAAAUGGUCCACUAGUCAUUUUACUUCAUCCUCUUUUUAACACUUUAGGGGUAAAAUAUUUAAAAAUCUUGAACAUCUUGACAUUAUUUUAAGUAUUUUUUUUGGUAGUACACAUAUCAAUUUUUACAAAAUAUGUAACUUGAAAACUGACAGACUUUCCAUACAAACUUUUAACCCCUGUUUCAUCCCCUUCUGAUUUAAUUUUCUCAAUAAAAAGUACCUAUCCUAUAACCUUCUCCGUAUUAUGGUCUCAAAUCGUGCCAAGUUUCAUUUAAAUUGAUUCAGUAGUUUCAGCGUUAUAGCCGAUCAACAAAAAACACGGACAGACAGACAAGCAAAAAUCGAAAAAAAAAAUAUUCAGGCUUCAGUAUCUGUUGUAUAAUGCCCUCCAAUUGAAAUUUUUAAAAUAUCUUCAUUGUGCACAAUUUGUCCAGUAACAGUUUUAUCUACCUAUAAUAUAUCAUAGAUAGAUUUCAUGUAGGUAUGUUAUAUUUUCUAUUAUACCUAUCAUGUCUUAACACGAAAUAAGUCAUGUUUAUAAAAAUUUUAAUUUUGCUGUUCUCAAAAAUGAAGCAUUAUCACCAACCAAAAUAAAAUACUUAAAUUGUCAAAAAAUUAAAUGUAAGUAGGUAGUUAAGUUAUUGUCUCUUUUAAAUUUGUUUACCUAACUAAGGACGCCCGCAUACACCCAGUUUUCGUAUUCGUUUUCCGAAUCCGUUUUCUGUGUACGGGAAACUGUAUGCAUGAAAUCAAUAUAAAAUACAUUAAAUGACGCACAUGUACGUUUUUUUCCGGAUGGAACAAAUUCCGUGCGUAACAAAUGCGUGCCCUUGCGACAACAUACAUUACGAAUAAAGAAAAACGUAAAGUCAGUGGUAGUCUCACGGAAUUCCAAAUCGGAAUUACGCAUUAGGAAAACAAGUGUAUGCAGCCGGCGUUAUAAGUAGGUACAUUAUAGUGCGUCUAAAAACACUUCAUAGAAGUUGUGGAAAACAGCCUCAUAUUUGUUUAUAAAGGACGCACAAUCAUGUAGAAAAUGUCACUUAAAAACUGGCCAAUUUUGCUUUGGCAGUUUUAGAAUUAUUGUUAAUAUAUUAUAGAAUUAUUCUUAAUAUAUAGAAUUAUUCUUAAUAUAUAAUAUUAUAUUGAGAAAAUUAUACCUAAAGGCUUUUAAUUUUAAAUAUAGUACAAUAUUCAAUAAAUUCCCAAAGUCAACCUUAAGGAUUGAGUUUAAGGUUGAAUUUGUAAAUGCGACUAUUGAAUUGAGUGCCAAGAAGUUGUGUUUGGCACUCAUUGAGUUUGGGGACGUUUGUGGCCGCUGAUUGCGCAUCCACUUUUUAAUAGGAGAUCGAUGUCGAACACACCGAUAAAUGCUGUUUUCAAAGCAACAUCUAAAUCUCCAAAGUGAUUGUUUGCAGUAUGUUCAUGUACGCACUUUUAAUUAUUUUUAUUAUUAUAUUAACUUUGAUUGCGUAUUGUGUAACUAUGUCCCGUACCUAAUUAAUGUUAAAUAUGUUUUUCACCUCACUAACUCAAAAAUGAUGUGUUUGCUCUACGGAACCAGUGAAGAAAAGUCGUGUUUGCUCACUCAGUGAAAUAAAAAUAUUCGACUGCUUUUGUUUUUGUCCAUAGAUAUGCCUAUAAAUUUCAAUGUGAAGUUGUUUGAAGAAUGUACAAAGGAGGUUGUUAUUAAAAAACAAAAUGAGAAUGUUUUAAAUAAAUAAUAAAUAAAAAUUCAA
Molecule: messenger RNA, 3745 nt
Organism: Bicyclus anynana (squinting bush brown)
Lineage: Eukaryota; Metazoa; Arthropoda; Insecta; Lepidoptera; Nymphalidae
Exons: 4
Coding region: 390-1844 (484 amino acids)
Source: RefSeq, a predicted model, not a curated record